Ilyonectria robusta is the source of this 570-nucleotide messenger RNA. RefSeq lists its product as uncharacterized. The record is from RefSeq and is a predicted model, not a curated record. Lineage: Eukaryota; Fungi; Ascomycota; Sordariomycetes; Hypocreales; Nectriaceae. The transcript has a single exon. Bases 1 to 570 code for a protein of 189 amino acids.
AUGCCCGAUAAACAACAGCCGAGACGCCGAGGGCGGCCUAGAAAGGUCCAGACAGAAGAAGAACGACUAGCGGCGCAACGCAUACACUCGAGAACAUAUCACCACCGCCGAUUACAACAAAAAGAUAUGGCCUCGAACCUUCAUAUGGAGUUUUACCAGCACGUCCCUUACACUCCGGCCACCUCGUCGGCGGAACUUGAAACGCCGGGUUCUCGUAUAGCCCUGGACAGCUUCGCUAUACCAGCAUCGAGCAGUCCCAAAGAUUCAGAUGAUCCUGACCCUCCUUUGGUCGGUGACUCCAUGUGGAAUCAGGAUCAUGAUGUCUUUCGAAAUAAUGACCAGAAUUGUCCGUCUGAUGUGGACAGCACGACUAGUCGUGUAUCCGCUGCUUCGGAAGAAAAUGAUGAGAUCUAUGAUACAUCAUCACUCCCAAACUGUUCAGCUGGGGAGGGAAUGCAUCAACCUGACGAGAGAUUGCAGGAACUCCUAGAAGCAGUCGAGAAAAGCCUUCGUAUCUCGACGUUACCAGCCCAAGGUAUCUUUGCCGAGUCCCUUUGCGUCGCGUCUUAG